Silurus meridionalis is the source of this 3939-nucleotide messenger RNA. RefSeq names its product relaxin family peptide receptor 2b (gene rxfp2b). Gene Ontology annotation, cellular component: membrane. Lineage: Eukaryota; Metazoa; Chordata; Actinopteri; Siluriformes; Siluridae. The transcript is spliced from 18 exons. Gene Ontology annotation, molecular function: G protein-coupled receptor activity; protein binding. Gene Ontology annotation, biological process: G protein-coupled receptor signaling pathway. Bases 203 to 2467 code for a protein of 754 amino acids. The record is from RefSeq and is a predicted model, not a curated record.
AGCGGAGUGUUGAGUCAGUCAGUGAAUGAGUGACUUUCGUGGCCGUGGUGUCGUGCACUUUCCUCUCGGACAUGCUGCUCUCAGCUCAUGGCAUGGAGCUCCUGGGGGUUGGAGAACACUUUGGUGCUUUGCUGAGGCGCGCAGGAGGUGUGUGUGAAGCUGAGGUUUGAGUGGGGAUUUAAUUUUUGCGCACACAGACAUCAUGAUCUCAGUCACCCACCGCGCCGGAUAUUCUUUCUGCUUGGAUAUUAUUUCAUUGAUGCCAUCUCUCCUGGUGUUCAUGUCCACUAUCAGAGGGCUUGGUAGCACAUGGUUAACAUCUGAGACCUGUCCACUCGGCCACUUCCCAUGUGGAAAUGUGAGUGUGUGUCUUCCUCAGGUGCUGCACUGUAAUGGCCAAGAGGACUGUCCUAACGGAGCCGACGAGGAGCACUGUGGAGAUAACAGUGGCUGGGCCAAUUUUUUCGACAGGACCAUUCAAAUAUCGGUCCAACAUCAUCUGUCUACAGAUUGCCUUUUACAGCUGUACCCAGAUCGCUGUCAGUGCAUUGAGCUGGAGCUCCAGUGUGUUCGCAUCAGUUUGAAUUCUGUACCACGCGUGUCCACCAAUGUGACGUCCCUGUCUCUUAAGAGCAAUGAGAUUCGAGUAUUACCAGAAAAUGCUUUUAGUAGAUACACAGAACUUCGAAGACUAUUUCUUCAAGAAAACUGCAUAAGCUCUGUGUCAGAGCGGGCUUUUAGGGGAUUAUUCAAACUGCAGAAACUAUCUUUGAGCCAAAACUGCAUCACCUUAUUAAAACAUGGAGUCUUUGCUGAUCUCCACAAACUCAACUGGCUAAUUCUGGAUGACAAUCCUUUGAAAACCAUCACUGUGAACACAUUCACGGGCCUGAGGUCUCUCUUCUUCCUGUCGAUGGUGAACACCUCACUCGAACGCCUUCCUUCAUCCAGGCUCUGCAGGCACAUGCCCGUUCUUAACUGGCUGGACUUUGAAGGAAACUACAUUCAGAGGCUGAACUACUCCACCCUGCUGUCCUGUGAUGAGCUUACUGUGCUAUCACUGCGAGCAAAUCAAAUCAAGAGGCUUCCAGAGAACACUUUUCAGUCUCUCCAUGUGCUGGGAGAGCUAGAUCUUUCCAGUAACCACAUAAAGGAGCUGCCAUUGAAUAUCUUUAAGGCUCUGCAGUCUUUACAGAUACUAAAUCUUUCCCAGAACCCACUGAGCCAUAUCCACCAAAGCCAGUUUGAUCAUCUCACCCAACUCCAGUCGCUGGGCCUGGAAGGAGUGGAGAUCCCAGAUAUCCAGACCCGCAUGUUCCAGUCAAUGAAGAACCUCUCUUACAUAUACUUUAAGAAAUUCCAGUACUGCUCCUACGCACCUCAUGUGCGGAAGUGCAAGCCCAACUCUGACGGCCUCUCGUCUUUUGAAGACCUGCUAGCAAAUGUAAUCCUCCGUGUCUCGGUCUGGGUCAUGGCCUUCGUCACCUGCUUUGGGAACCUCUUCGUCAUUGGCAUGCGUACGCUCAUCAGGGCAGAGAACAACCUGCAUGCCAUCUGCAUCAAGGUUUUGUGCUGUGCAGAUUGCCUGAUGGGCGUCUACCUUUUCUUCGUGGGCAUCUCCGAUUUGAAAUUUCGUGGCGAGUACAACAAGAAUGCCCAUGUCUGGAUGGAAAGCCUUGAAUGUCGCACCAUCGGCUUUCUGGCCAUGCUGUCCUCCGAGGUGUCGGUCAUUCUACUCACCUACCUGACCCUGGAGAAGUUUCUGGUCAUUGUGUUCCCACUGAGUCACCUAAGACCAGGGAAAAACCAGACGUUCAUAAUUUUGGCUGUGAUCUGGCUCAUAGGAAUCUCGAUUGCAGCCGUGCCGCUGCUCAACGAUGAUCUCUUUGGGAACUACUACGGUCAGAAUGGUGUGUGCUUCCCUCUGCACUCUGAACGUGUAGAGAAACCUACAGCGAAGGGCUAUUCCACUGGCAUUUUUCUCGGCCUCAACCUAGUAGCCUUCCUCAUCAUCACCAUCUCCUACUCCAGCAUGUUCUACUCCAUCUACAAGACAGGUAUUAAUGCCACAGAGCUACGCAGCCGACUGCACAAGGACGUGGCUGUCGCCAACCGCUUCUUUUUCAUUGUGUUCUCUGAUGCCCUCUGCUGGAUCCCCAUAUUCCUGGUCAAAAUUCUCUCUCUGCUCGAGGUGGAGAUUCCAGGUACCAUCACAUCCUGGGUGGUAAUCUUCAUCCUGCCAAUCAACAGUGCCUUGAACCCCAUCCUUUACACUCUGACGACCAGCUUCUUCCGAGAACAGGUUGAGCUGAUGCUGUGCCAGUGGCAAAGACACUCUACUCUCAGAAAGGAACGGAAGAGCUUGUCCAGCUCAGUCAUUGACAUCGAACACUCGCGACGCCCAUACUGCACACGUGACUUCGUGCCACGGACAUCCAUCUUAAACUUUAAUGGCAAUUUCAGAUGAACAUGUAUUAAUAAACUAAUGAAAAGAGGUUUGGUGACACUCGGAGAUGUGCUGAUACUGAUACUGAUACUGUGCCUUGGCUUGAUUUAGCUUGAAGUCUGGCUGUUUGUUGAUCCAAGAAAUAAAAACCAACAACGGAUAUGUAAACACUAAACCCAGAGGCAACCACGGCACAAGCAAGAAUGCAAUUUGUACUGGACGGACCACACGUUUACUAGACAUGAUAUUCAUGUACACUAAAUAUGUUUUACAGAGAUCCAACUAUUAUUUUACUGGACAAUGCUAGUUACCAAGCAACUAGCAUCUUACUGAGUAAUUACAUAAAAGGCAUUCUCUAGAAGACAUGCAGAUAAGCUCAUUUUCUACUGAUACCUCAUAGGCGUUUCUCAUAAGCAUUGCAUUGCCAGUACAAAAGGCUACUAUGAAAUGCGUGAAUUAAUUUAAAUUGUCAUAAAAUGACAAAGUUCAUAAUGCUGACAAGGCCACCGUUACAGGUGUGCUGCACCGUUUUUGUUCGAGUUACCGUCAUUUCUAAAUACCUCUUUUUUUGUUUGUUUUGAUCUGAUCACCAUAUUAUCCUGACAUUGUGAAAUAAUACGUUAAAAUAACAACAUAGCGCUUUUCCCAACAACUUGUGAGUCCGUGAACGUUGCAUUCGUUCGUGUUUUGAAGAAUAAAUUAUGAAAUAAAUAGGUUUACACAUUAACAAAUGCAUCAUUUAUAGCUUCUUGCUAUCUUUUGUGUUGAUUUAAGUUAUUUGGGUUUGUGGAACUCAGUGGCUUCAUCCAACAAUUCGGAUCACCACAUGCUUUUCGAAUGGAACAAGAGAGGGAGGGUAAAUGGGAGUCCAAGACAUGUCCUCUUCUUACAGUGUUAUGCUACACAAAAACAAUCUCUCACACACACACACACACCAUGUUCUACUCCAUUGUUUGCAAUCUCUGAAUAUUUUGCUGUAUCAUAUUAUUUGUUGUACAUAUUAUCAUAUUAUUUGACAUUUGUGCUCAUGGCUCCAGAGUGGAUAUUUCUUCCUAAUAAAAGACUAUAAAAGUUACUUUUCCUUCCAGGUUCAGAUUAUUAGAUUAUAUUAAAUUUUAUCAGUUUAUGAUUGCUACACUUUUAGUGAUUGAUAAUCACAAAUUUAUUUAAUACUAGUUAUUGUACUUGUAAUUGUAGUUAAUGUUUUUUGUUUUUGUUUUUUUUUACUGAAGAACAAUUUAAAAAAGUUUUCUUUUACCGCUUUCAAUUUUGUAUUUCAAAAACGCAGUAAAGGCGUGCUAAUUCACAUGUUGCUUUUCCAUUAUGCUUCAAAUAACAUAAAAAUGCAACGUUCACAGACUCUUCAGUUACAGGGCUUCUGCAAAAUAAAAAUUUCUUUCAGCUUCUCCCGUUAGGGGUCGCCACAGCAAAUCAUCUGCUGGAUGCCCUUCCUAACGCAACCCUCCCCAUUUAUCCGGGCUUGGGACCAGCAC